AUGUCACGCCACAACGCACCACAGCCACCGAGGGAUCUUACCAAGCAGCACUCAUGGCCGCAUGAUGUGAACCGCAACGAGGCUUGGCUCCGGAAGAAAAAGAAACGAUCAGUGGAUCUCAUUCCUCGAAGCAAGAGCGUCACGAACGACGAUGUCGAGGAGCUUAGAGGUUGCAUCGAGCUUGGGUUUGGGUUUGAGCCAGAUUCUCCUGACUUGAAUCAAAGGCUCACCGAUACAAUCCCGGCUCUAGAUUUGUACUGUGCUGUUCAUAGACAAUAUUGUAACCAUUUGUCCCGAACUUCGUCGUUCGCAUCGGAAACUGACAGCAUUAGCUCUAGCACCACAACGGUUCUCGACAAAGGUGACGAUCGGAAGACAGUGAAGCAGAAGCUGAAGCAAUGGGCUCGGGUGGUCGCUUUUUCAGUGCGGCAAGCCAGGAAACCCAGUUGAUGUUCUUUGAACUUCUUCUGAUUAUGCACAAAACAAAUGGGAUUGGUAACAUGAUUGCCAAUAUGAAUAAAAACGUAUCUCUAAGUCUAAGCUAUCAAACUGUUAAAUAUGUUUUGACGCCAAUUGCGCCUUUUUUUUCUUCUUAAUAACCAAACACUUAGUUGUUUUGCGAAGCCAAUAGUUGCUUAUGCUGUUUUUAUCUUUGUUUUUCUUCAAACCAAUUAAAGGAUUCUCACUGAAUGUGGUUCAAAACCAUCGAAUGUGAUUCUAAAC
Molecule: messenger RNA, 723 nt
Organism: Brassica napus (rape)
Lineage: Eukaryota; Viridiplantae; Streptophyta; Magnoliopsida; Brassicales; Brassicaceae
Exons: 2
Coding region: 1-450 (149 amino acids)
Source: RefSeq, a predicted model, not a curated record